AUGAAUCAACUCUACAAUAUCCUUCUCAUUUCUUCGGCCCUCUUGGCUGCGGUCGCCGGUUAGUUUUGAAGAGAAGAAUAAACGUUUUUUUUUCAAACAAAAAAGUGUUUCAGCCGCCAGUGACUGUCAACUUUCGUGUCCGGAUGGAUAUCUGUCGUUCUCCAGGACUCCGACGGUCAACAACUCGAGGACCACUUUGUGGUGUGUCAAGGUACGUGGCCGACAAUUCCAAAUCACUUCCUAGGCCAUUCUAUAGACCUUUUGUGAAUCCUAGGCCAUCCUGAGCACUUCCUAGGCCAUUCUAUAGACCUUUUGUGAAUCCUAGGCCAUCCUGAGCACUUCCUAGGCCAUUCUAUAGACCUUUUGUGAAUCCUAGGCCAUCCUGAGCACUUCCUAGGCCAUUCUAUAGACCUUUUGUGAAUCCUAGGCCAUCCUGAGCACUUCCUAGGCCAUUCUAUAGACCUUUUGUGAAUCCUAGGCCAUCCUGAGCACUUCCUAGGCCAUUCUAUAGACGUUUUGUGAAUCCUAGGCCAUCCUGAGCACUUUCUAGGCCAUUCUAUAGACUUUUUGUGAAUCCUAGGCCAUCCUGAGCACUUUCUAGGCCAUUCUAUGCACUAAUACCAGUCUCAAAAACCCCCUUUUCCAGCCAAUCUUCUCGCAAGACCCGAUCAACGUGGUGGCCGCCAAAGCGCUUUGCGCCAAGGAAUCCGCUGUGCUGACCGCUUUCGAAAACGACGCCGAACGCCAGCAAAUCCUUUCCGCGCUGAAGACGGCGAUCACCUCGUACUCGCAGUCCGUCGGCUCGCUCAUCAUCGACGGGCACCGCACGACGCAGUGCUACACCCAAGACACGGCGGUGCUCGGCGCUGCGCCGUGCAACUAUCCGGGCACCACGUUCGUCGUCGACGACAAACACACCGACCCGACUUUCAUGCUGCAGAACUUUGCCGACACCGAGCCGAGCGGCACUUUCUAUCAGACGUUAGUGUCCCGAUCCACGUUCUCUUCUCCCAAAAAUCGUUUUGCAGGGAACUCGAAUCGUGCCUCGCCCUCUCGAUCUCGGCCUUCCCGAAGCGUAGCGGCGGCAUCAACGACUUCCUGUGCAACUACGCCAAAUCGCCGCUCGGCACCGACACCAUCGAGUUCUGGAACUUUGGAGUGUUGUGCGGAAAGCUGCCGCAAUUCGCCUAG
Caenorhabditis sp. 36 PRJEB53466 is the source of this 1191-nucleotide messenger RNA. The record is from the annotation of a GenBank genome assembly. Lineage: Eukaryota; Metazoa; Nematoda; Chromadorea; Rhabditida; Rhabditidae.